UUUAACGGUGGUGAACAGAAAGAGUUAUUGAAGAGAGUGGGGUGCAUAGCACAAAGGUCAACUCAACUAAAAGAAAGAGGUGUCUAAUCGGCUAUUCCAUUAGUCAGCCAUUUGGGAUUGCAGAACACACAGAGAGAGAGAGAGAGAGAGGAAAUGCGUGCGUGUGUCUGGCCAUUGUAGGGGAAGAUUGGGGGCAACCGAAUCUUCACCAAUAAUACAGUCUCUCUCUCUCUCUCUCUCUCUCUCUCUCUCAGUCUCCAGAAAGAGAUGAAUUGCUGAUAGAUAGAGAGGUAGAUAUUGAAGGAAUUGGUUUCCAAUGAAGACGCAGCCUCAGCCUCAGCCUGACGGUGCCUCCGCCGCACCCAACCCCUGCGAAGAGAAGAAGAGCAUAAAUCCAGAGCUGUGGCAGGCUUGUGCGGGACCCCUCGUUAAUCUUCCACCCGCUGGCACUCACGUCAUCUACUUCCCUCAGGGCCACAGCGAACAGGUUGCUGCAUCCUUGAAGAAGGAUGUCGACGCUCAAGCCCCCAACUAUCCCAAUCUUCCUUCUAAGCUGCUCUGUCUCCUUCACAAUCUCACUUUGCAUGCUGAUCCCGAAACAGAUGAAGUUUAUGCUCAGAUGACCCUUCAACCAGUGCCUUCUUUUGACAAGGAUGCCUUAUUAAGAUCAGAUCUCGCUCUCAAGUCAACCAAGCCACAACCCGACUUUUUCUGCAAGCAACUCACUGCAAGCGAUACAAGUACUCAUGGAGGUUUCUCUGUACCUCGUCGUGCAGCAGAGAAGAUUUUCCCCCCUCUCGAUUAUUCUAUGCAACCUCCUGCUCAAGAACUUGUUGCGAGGGAUUUGCACGAUACUGUUUGGACUUUCCGCCACAUAUAUCGUGGACAACCGAAACGGCACUUGCUUACAACUGGCUGGAGUCUAUUUGUCAGUGGAAAGAGGCUUUUUGCUGGAGACUCUGUUUUAUUUAUAAGAGAUGAAAAGCAGCAGCUUCUUUUGGGUAUCAGACGAGCUAACAGGCAACCCACCAAUAUAUCGUCAUCAGUGCUAUCAAGUGAUAGUAUGCACAUUGGAAUUCUUGCUGCAGCUGCUCAUGCUGCUGCAAACAAUAGUCCCUUUACCGUGUUUUAUAAUCCUAGGGCUAGUCCCUCAGAAUUUGUUAUUCCUUUAGCCAAGUACUACAAGGCAGUUUACAGCCACCAACCAUCUCUUGGCAUGCGUUUUCGAAUGAUGUUUGAAACUGAAGACUCAGGAACAAGAAGGUAUAUGGGUACAAUCACGGGUAUCAGUGAUCUGGAUCCUGUGCGAUGGAAAAAUUCUCAAUGGCGAAAUUUGCAGGUUGGUUGGGAUGAGUCAACUGCUGGAGAAAAGCGGAGCAGGGUCUCAAUCUGGGAAAUUGAGCCAGUGACUGCUCCAUUUUUCAUUUGUCCACCUCCAUUUUUUCGAUCCAAGAGGCCAAGACAACCCGGAAUGCCUGAUGAUGAAUUAUCUGAUUUUGAUAGCCUUUUCAAGCGGACAAUGCCUUGGCUUGGUGAUGAUAUGUGCAUGAAGGAUCCCCAAGGUCUCCCUGGUCUGAGCUUAGCUCAGUGGAUGAACAUGCAACAAAAUCCUGCGCUGGCUAGCUCAUUGCAGCCAAAUUAUGUACCUUCCUUAACGGGAUCUGUUUUGCAAAAUCUUCCUGGUGCAGACAUUUCCCGUCAGCUGGGAUUUUCCAGUCCUCAAAUUUCUCAGUCAAACAAUGUGGCCUUCAAUGCUCAGAGGCUACUUCAGACUGCACAACAACUUGAUCACCUUCAGAAGCUACCAUCCACGUCUAGCACAUUGGGAACAGCCCUGCCACCACAGCAACAGUUGGGUGAUAUCACUCAACAACCAAGGCAGAACAUGGCAAAUCAAACUCUUCCGCAGAGUCAAGUUCAGGCCCAGCUCUUGCAUCCCCAGAAUCUUGUCCAAACCAACAAUAUUCUUCAACAGCAGCAACCAUCCAUUCAAAACCAUCAGCUCCAUAGAAGCCUCUCUCAGAAUCCACCACAGCAGCAGCAACAGCAGCAGACAAUUAUAAGUCAGAAUCAACAACAAAAUUUGAUUCAGUCCCCCAUGCCUGAUCAUGUUCAACAAUUACAGAUGUCUGAUAGUCAGAUUCCAUUGCAGUUUUUACACAAGCUUCAACAACAAAAACAAACACUCUUGGCACAGCAAUCUGCAUUCCAGCAGCCUACUCAACUUACUCAAAUCCAGGAUCAGCAGAGGCAGCUUUUAGAUAAAACACAUAACUUAUCUAGAGCUCAAGCACCUGGUCAAAUGCUGGAAAUUCCUCCUAUACUUCAAAAUUCACUACCUGAGGCUAAUUCUAUCACACAUCAGAUGGCAAAGGCUAAUGGCCGGAACAAUAUUCAAUUAUGUCAUCUGCCUCAGCAGCCCAAGCUUCAACAGCAGCAACCUGGCUUGCUCUCUGAAAUGGCUGGCCACAUGGCACUUCCUCCUACCCCUACAACCAACCAACUUUCUGCUGCUGGUAGUAGUAUACUGACGGGAGCUGCUGGUGCAGGGCAAUCUGUAAUUACUGAUGAUGUUCCAUCUUGCUCCACUUCACCUUCUACAAAUAACUGUGCCAAUGCACUUCCUUCAUUGAUAAAUUCCCGAUUCCAGAGACGUACAACAGUAGGGGAUGACAUGGCUCAGUCCACUGCCACAAUCUUGAGUUCAGGUGCCUUAGAAACCAUGCCAUCCAGUGCAAACUUGUUGAAAGAUUUACAGCCGAAGUCUGAAGUUAAGCCUUCUCUGAAUAUUUCCAAAAAUCAGAAUCAAGGGCAUUUUGGUCCUCAGAUGUACUUGAAUGGUAGCACUGCUCAGACAGAUUAUUUGGAUACAUCAUCUUCUACAACAUCAGUUUGCAUAUCUCAGAGUGAUGCUCAUAUGCAUCAGAAUAACAACCCAUUAUCUUACAAUCCACAGUCUAUGUUGUUUAGAGACAAUAGUCAAGAUGGGGAUGUUCAGGCAGAUGCACGGAGCAAUAUUCCAUAUGGUAAUAACAUUGAUAACCAAAUGGGAAUACCACUGAAUCCAGAUUCUCUUUUAACCAAAGGCACGUUGGGGCUGGGGAAGGAUUUGUCUAAUAAUUUUUCUUCGGAUGGUAUGCUUGGUAAUUAUGAAAAUAACAGAGAUGCUCAGCAGGAACUUUCGUCUUCGAUGGUCUCACAAACAUUUGGAGUCCCUGAUAUGACCUUCAAUUCAAUUGACUCCACAAUAGAUGAUAGUAGCUUCUUGAAUAGGGGUCCAUGGGCUCCACCACCAGCGCCGCCACCACCACCUCUGCCACCAGCACAGUUUCAGCGGAUGAGGACAUAUACCAAGGUAUAUAAGCGUGGAGCUGUGGGAAGGUCCAUAGACAUAACACGGUAUUCAGGUUAUGAGGAGCUUAAACAGGAUCUUGCUCGUAGGUUUGGCAUAGAGGGGCAGAUGGAGGAUCGGCAAAGAAUAGGUUGGAAACUUGUCUAUGUAGAUCAUGAGAAUGAUGUUCUACUAGUGGGAGAUGACCCUUGGGAGGAUUUUGUGAACUGUGUCCGCUGUAUUAAAAUCCUUUCUCCUCAAGAGGUGCAACAGAUGAGCUUGGAUGGAGAUUUUGGCAAUGGCCUUCCAAAUCAAGCCUGUAGCAGCUCUGACGGUGGGAAUACUUAAAUCAGUCCAGGAUGCUAACUAUUUUUCCAUAUUGGUAACUAAGAUUAUUUCUGAGAGAUACCUUAUUGUCCCAAUUCCUGAAGGCAGUUAUUAUACCAACUUGGGACGUUUGUAUCCUGCAUCAGGACUUUAAAGUGAUCUUUGCAGUUUGAAAAGAGAAAAUUUUGGCUCUGUUCUGGACAUGCAAUUUGAAAGAGCCCAAACAAAGGUGGAGACACUAACUGCCGCUAGUGAUACAAAUUCAAUCAAGUUAUAAACUGGUGCUGAAUCGAACGGUUGGAGCACCCCCUCGUAACUCGUUGUGUUUGAAGCCAUAUGUUGUAAUAUUGAAAAAACAUUGUUCUCGGCAUGGUCAGAAGUAUUUAAUUCUCUGUAUUGUAGAAAGGUUAAUUGUUACUUGAUAGUUUUGAAUGUAUAAAGUUGUAGGUUUAGUCUCCGUGUUAAAGGAAUUGCUGACAUUUGAAAAGAGCGAUGGCUUGUAGGUUGGGCCUUCGUAAACGCUAGACAGCUAGAUUUUGCGAAAGCUUGUACGAUCUUCCAUCCUUUGAGGCACCUUAGUAGCCAAGAGGACUGCGAAGUUGAGAAACUUUAUAUGUUGUAAGGUUAAGUAGAUACUGUUGCAUUGUUUUCUUAAAACGUUAAGUACAAAAUGGUGGAGUUAAUUUGACUGUAAAGAAGUUUAGUUAAUGACUACUGGUGUCGUUUUAUUUUUAACUUUUUUGAAAAUGAGAUGGGGCCUUUUGUUCUGGACUCGUGCAUUUGGUUUAUUUGAAACUUAUCAGUGCUUGGCAUAUGAAUAAUUGAAUAUAAUACUCUAAUAGAAUAAUAAGAACAAGACGUGAAUUU
Messenger RNA from Abrus precatorius (Indian licorice), 4525 nucleotides. Its product is annotated as auxin response factor 19-like. NCBI's taxonomy places the organism in Eukaryota, Viridiplantae, Streptophyta, Magnoliopsida, Fabales, Fabaceae. Gene Ontology annotation, molecular function: DNA binding; protein binding. Gene Ontology annotation, biological process: regulation of DNA-templated transcription; response to hormone. Bases 317 to 3679 code for a protein of 1120 amino acids. The transcript has 14 exons. The record is from RefSeq and is a predicted model, not a curated record. Gene Ontology annotation, cellular component: nucleus.